AUGGAGUGGAUGAGCAGAGUCAUGAGUCCAGAGCAGCGCCUAGGAGGAGAGAGCGAGCUUGCAAGGGUGGUAUGGUGGCAAAGAAGCGUCAACAGAAAAUUGGCAAGCAAAAAAAAUGUACGCAGGUACCGCAUGGUGAGAGGAAUGUUCUACGCGAUCGGCGUAAUGAAAGACGACAUGGACACUUACCUUAGUCGUCUCAUGAAUGAUAAUGUCAACCCUGAUAGCCUCUUUGACGAUGAGUAUUACCUGUUUGCUGGUGAAGGCUCAGAUCCUGAUGACAUGGAGCACGACGAAUUGGAAGACUCAAGUCACAAUACCUAUGUCGACCAUGAUCCAUUGGACUAUGUCUACUCAAACCUCCCAGACCACACACACAUCCUGAAGCACGCCGCAAAUUGCGAUCACUGCGAGGCCAAGAAGUUUGUGUCUGAGGCCCCGGGAUUCUGCUGUCGCAGUGGGCAGAUCCAGCUGAAGCAACCGGAGCCCGUCCCGGAGCUAAUGAGGCUUUGGUCUAGCAUGGAUGCGGACUCAAGGCAUUUUCGGGAGAACAUACGGUUCUUCAACGGCCACUUCUCCUUCACAACCCUCGGCGUCAGCCUUGAUGAAAGCUACACAAACAUGAAGUCUGAGGUGUACACGUUCCGGGCGCACGACACCAUCUACCACAACGUUCAUUCCUUCGGUCCAACAUCACGUCCAGAUCAUCUACAGUUGUACUUCUACGACGACGACCCAGGCCUAACCCAUCGCAAGGCUGCCACCGAGCAAUUAGACCAAGAUGUCAUCAGAAAGUUAGUGGACAUACUCAGGGAAAACCCGUACUCCCAGCAGUUUAGGAGUUUGGGUGCGCACAGGGACAACCUCGACGAUUACAGGAUAGACCUCAACACUGACCAGAGACUAGACCAACGGAAGUAUAAUAGACCUCUGUCAUCUGAGAUCGCUGCAAUUUGGGUGGAGGGCACUGACCUAGCAAAGAGGGGGGAGCUCGGUUGGCACCCGAAACUUCCUAAACGUGAUGUCCCUUGGCCGGUUGUGCAACAACCAAGAGGUAGAGGUGAUGAUGAUGAUGAGGAUGCAGAGGGGAAUAGCAGGUUAUGCGUCUCGCAAUGGGGGGUGGACAUGUACAUCAAGAUUGAGAGUUGUAGGUUGAAAUGGUACAGGAAGAACCAGACAAAGAUCCGUGCCAACCUGUAUAAAGGAGUUGUUGAUGCAAUUACAUCCGGGGAGACCCGGGCAAGCGCUGUUGGAGUAAGGAUAGUGCUACCUGGAACGUACCCAGGUGGCGACCGCGACAUGAAGCGGAGGCAUAUGGAUGCCAUGGCAAUUGUCCAUACCUACGGGAAGCCUGACAUCUUCUUGACCAUGACCUGCAACCCUAACUGGGAAGAGAUAACGAAUGAGUUGUUUCCUGGUCAGACAGCACAAGACCGACCUGAUCUUGUGGCUCGUGUGUUCCAUGGCAAGCUAGAGGCUAUGAAAGAGAUGUUGUUCAAGAAGAAUAUCCUGGGUGUUGUUGUUGCACAUUACGACCGGCUCAUUUCUGCCGAGCUCCCAGACAAGCAAAAGUAUCCUGAACUCCACGCCUUGGUGGUGAAACAUAUGAUGCAUGGACCAUGCGGUGCUCUCAACCCCAAAAAUGUUUGCAUGCAACAGAAUGAGUGCAAGUGGAGAUACCCGUGGUCGUUCAAUGAAAACACGGCACAGGGCAAGGACUCAUACCCUGUUUAUCAUCGUCGAGAUAAUGGUUGGCAGGCUAAGGUUUGCUCCAGCAUAAAGGCCGUCAAAUACCUUUGCAAGUACAUAUACAAGGGCCAUGAUAGGGCUUCUUUCAGCAUCGACCAGCCCGACGCUGAUGGUAACAUUGAUGAGAUCAAAAGAUACGUAGACGCGAGGGUGGCAUUCAAUGAGCAAGCUCACUUGACCGACGUAGUCACCUCUGAGAAAGCUUCCAAAUCCAUGUUGACAGAGUAUUUCAAAGCUAACCAAAACCACCCGUGGGCUAGGAAUAUAUUGUACAAGGAUUUUCCUGGAAGGUUCACACAUGGCAGAAGGACAUCCUAUGAGGACCUGCUCACCGUGGACGGUAGGCUAUGCGGGAGCUUUAGAGAGGCUGCCGAAAGGUUGGGACUCAUCGAGGCAGAUAACACGCUCGACGACUGUCUUACCGAGGCAGAGCAGUGGGUGAUGCCAUGUUCGCUCAGGAGGCUCUUGCAACAAUUUGGGUGCACUUCCAUGGGCAAAGACAUAGCUGAUUUCGCUCUUCCAUGCAUUGACGAUGCGUUCGACCCAACCGAGGGAGAGGCCAGAGAAGUGAUCGAGGAAUCCAACGUCGAUUUUGACAUCAACGACACUAAAUUGGCUUCGUCGCUAAACUUGGAGCAGAGGGCUGCAUACGACGAGGUACUAGCUUCUGUUGAAUGCGGUGAUGGGGGUGUGUUCUUUGUUGAUGGACCGGGAGGUACAGGGAAGACCUUCCUGUACAGGGCGCUGCUCGCCAAGGUUCGAAGCGAGGGAAACACCACUAUCACUACCGCGACGUCAGGCGUCGCCGCUUCUAUCAUGCCUGGAGGCAGGACUGCCCACUCGAGGUUCAAGAUCCCAUUGAGCUGCGACGAUGGCGCCUCAUGCACCUUCACAAAACAGAGUGGUACCGCCAAGCUACUGAGGAUGGCCUCAUUGAUACUAUGGGACGAGGCCACCAUGACUAAGCGACAGGCGGUCGAGGCACUGGACAACAGCAUGCGCGACAUCACGGGAAGACGGGACCGACCCUUUGGAGGAAAAACUGUUGUGUUUGGCGGGGACUUCAGGCAGGUGCUUCUGGUCGUCAGGAGGGGGUCCCGGGGUCAGAUAAUCGAUGCAACCCUUCGAAGUUCACACCUAUGGAAGGGUAUGCGCCAGCUAAGGCUCGUCACCAACACGAGGGCUCAUAAUGACACCUGGUUUGCGGAUUACUUGCUAAGGGUAGGCAAUGGCACUGAGGAAGUUGACGAUCAAGGAAACAUACGACUCCCUGAAGAUAUUUGUGUGCCGUCUACAGGCGAGGGUGACGACCUGGAGAAGCUGAUUGACCAUGUGUUUUCGAGACUAGAUGACAACAUGUCCGAUCCGAAUUACAUGACUUCAUGCGCAAUCCUCUCCACCACGAACGACAACGUCGACAAGAUAAACAUACGCAUGGUAGAGCGUUUUCGGGGAGAAGAAGUAAUCUACCAUAGCUUUGACAGUGCAGAAGACGACCCGUAUGGCUACUACGCUCCCGAGUUCCUAAAUGGAUUGACUCCCAACGGUCUACCUCCGCAUGCACUCAAACUGAAGCUCAACUGCCCCGUCAUACUUCUGAGGAACAUUGAUCUGGCUAAUGGUCUGUGUAACGGGACGAGGCUUGUGGUGCGAGGUUUCGAGAGGAACGCCAUCGACGCAGAAAUCGUGAUCGGACAACACACAGGUAGGAGGGUAUUCCUUCCUCGAAUACCCCUAUGCCCAUCUGACAACGACAUGUUUCCAUUCAAGUUCAAGAGGAAGAAAUUUCCUGUAAGGCUUAGCUUUUCUAUGACGAUUAACAAGGCUCAAGGCCAGACGAUUCCGAUUGUUGGCGUGUACCUACCUAAUCCUGUGUUCUCUCAUGGUCAACUCUAUGUCGCACUGUCUCGAGCCACCGCAAAGAGAAACAUAAAGAUCCUCAUUGAGAAGGAGAAGGAGAAGGAGAAUGCCAAGAAGCAAAGCGGUAAACCUAAGAAGCCGAAGGAGAAGGCCAACAAGCAAAAGGACAAUCCAAAGAAGCGAAAAAGACCGACCGUGUCCUUACUGACGUCGAUGAAGAACAUCGUCUACAAGGAAGUCCUUACAGGCUGA
This is a messenger RNA of Aegilops tauschii subsp. strangulata, 3861 nucleotides long. The record is from RefSeq and is a predicted model, not a curated record. NCBI's taxonomy places the organism in Eukaryota, Viridiplantae, Streptophyta, Magnoliopsida, Poales, Poaceae.